Ruditapes philippinarum (Manila clam) is the source of this 1129-nucleotide messenger RNA. Its product is annotated as N-acetylglucosamine-1-phosphotransferase subunits alpha/beta-like. NCBI's taxonomy places the organism in Eukaryota, Metazoa, Mollusca, Bivalvia, Venerida, Veneridae. Bases 311 to 742 code for a protein of 143 amino acids. The transcript has 5 exons. Gene Ontology annotation, biological process: carbohydrate phosphorylation; N-glycan processing to lysosome. Gene Ontology annotation, molecular function: UDP-N-acetylglucosamine-lysosomal-enzyme N-acetylglucosaminephosphotransferase activity. Gene Ontology annotation, cellular component: Golgi apparatus. The record is from RefSeq and is a predicted model, not a curated record.
AGCACGCGACUUAUCUGGCAUCCCAUAUGCCAGAUGAAAUUUCCAGCAUGGGUAAAACUUAUGGAAACGCCAGUCUGAUAUGCAAGAAACAAAAUUCUAUUACCUCUAGUUUUGUAAAUGUAUAUUUUUUGUAUGAAUGUCUCAUAAAAACGAUUACAUUUGUUUACUAAAGGAAAGGGUCAAUUAACAAAACAUCAGGUAUAUAUUUCAAGCAAGUUAGGAUAAUCACUUAAACGACAUAUUUCAUAUUUUCAUAAAUAUUUGUUCUUGCAGGGCAGUGUCAAUUACAGAUUUAGAAGAGUUACUGCAUAUGCAUUUUAAAACUCAAAAGAAAGAGAUAAGAUACUUUAUCGACGAAACAUUAAAUUGUUUGAAAGAUCAUAUUGUUGAAUUGGAGAACAAUAAUACUUUGGCAGAUCCUGAUUCGAAACAGAUGUUAAAGUCAACAUUUUUAAAAUGUUCCGCAAUAGUUGAUUAUAUCAGAAGAAAGAGAAUAUUAAAGCCAAAACACAAAUAUACGUUAGAUACAGAUGAUAAUUACUACUUUAUUAUGAUCCGAAAUAUACUUAUAAAAGCAAGAUGGGAUUUAAACAAAAUCACGGAUAACCCAAGGAAAUUUAUUGCUAUUAAUGAUGACAUGGAUCACAGCAAGAUGAUAGCGACGGCAGUUGAACUUGAAUUAAAAAACUUUUAUAAAAGAUUAUUUCCUUACCCAUCACAAUAUGAACUUCAAGUGACUUGAUGUCGGCUUUCUCAUAGUUAAAAAAAUAGAUUAUUUAUAAAAUUCUAUGAUUUUAUACGUUGAUGCGAAGCAAUUUCAAAAGAUAAAGAUCUUGGUUUAAUUUUGAAAUGAAAACAAGCGAUGUGAACAGUGCAAGUGUCGAAAAUGUGUGACAUAACGGAUACUGAUGAAGGCCUUUAAAAUGAUACUAUCUAAAUGAUACACUAUGAUAUAAAUGUUAAAAAAAAGCCCCGCAUAUUCUAAUUAACUCUCAUUUAGUGUGUUGUAAGUUCAUUUGUCCCUAAUUCCGACCAAAUAUUCCGCUGUAUCCUUCAGUUUCCUAUUAUAGCUUCAGUCUUUAUCUUUUCUUAUCUUUUCUUAACUGUCACCCGAAGCUAGAUAUCCUAU